GCGGUGCCGUUGACCGGAAGCGGCCUCCAGCGCCGGCGCGGUGGCGGCGGCUGGCGCUUUCCUGGAUGCUCCACUGGGCAACCUGCUCCAAGCUCGUGGCCCGGGGUCGGCGCCCUGACCCUCCGUCUCUGCAGGUCCCUCUCGGCGGCUCCAGGAAGGCUCCCGGCGCGAUCAUGCCGUCCCCGCUGGGCCCCCCGCGCCCGCCCUCCGUGCGCCCCGCAGCCGCCCCGGAGGACCCCGAGGCCGCGCGCCUGCGCUUCCGGGGGUUCCGCUACCGGGAGGUGGCGGGUCCCCGGGAGGCCCUGGCUCAGCUCCGCGGGCUGUGCCGCCAGUGGCUGCGGCCCGAGUUGCACUCCAAGGAGCAGCUGCUGGAGCUGCUGGUGCUCGAGCAGUUCCUGGGCGCGCUGCCCCCCGAGAUCCAGGCCUGGGUGCAGGGCCAGGGGCCGGGCAGCCCCGAGGAGGCCGCCGCCCUGGUGGAGGGGCUGCAGCGGGACCCCGGGCAGCUGCUGGGCUGGAUCACAGCCCAGGUCCUGAAGCGGGCGGUGCCCCCGGCGGCACAGAAGGCAGAGGACUCCCUGGCGAGUCUCCGCUCCUCAGAGAGAGGACAGCCCCUCAGGGCAGCCGCUGGGGAGGAGGGGCCGGAGGGUGCCCAGCUCGGGGGCUGCCGUGUGAAGAAGGAGCCUGAGGCCGAGGCGCAGGAGAUGGCCUCCACCAGCCCCCCAAAUGCGGUCCAGUCCCAAGAGGGGCCAGUGGCACCUGGGGAACCGGACGCGGCCUCCUUCCACCCGCCCAGGAUGCAGGAGGAGUGGGUGCUGCUGGACCCGUCGCAGAAGGAGCUGUAUUGGGACGCGAUGCUGGAGAAGUACGGCUCCGUGGUCUCCCAGGGGUUACCGCCUCCCCUGCCGGACCCGCGGGCCGAGUUGGAGCCGGGCUUGGAGCCGGGGUCGCCGAGCGCGGGGGCCGAGGGCCCGGGAAGCCUCCGCACGGGAGCUGAGCGCGAGGACCCGUCGGUGCCGACGCCCCCGGAGCCCCCGGAGCCGGACGCCGCGCGCAGCAAGCCCUACACCUGCGAGCGGUGCGGCCGCGGCUUCGACUGGAAGUCGGUGCUCGUCAUCCACCACCGCGCGCACCAGGGCGGCCCGGGCGCCCCGAGGCCGCUGCAGGGGCCCCGGCGCUACACGUGCGCCGAGUGCGGGCGCGGCUUCAGCUGGAAGUCGCAGCUCGUGAUCCACCGCAAGAGCCACGCCACCCGCCAGCGCCACGUGUGCGGGGACUGCGGCCGCGGCUUCGACUGGAAAUCCCAGCUGGUCAUCCAUCGGCGGGGCCACCGGCCCGGGGACCCGUGAGCGGGAGGCGGCGGCUCCCCUCCGGCCUCGGGGCCUCGGGGCCUGGACGCAGCCUGCUGGCCGCCGCCUGGAGGACCCGGGGGCAGCCGGGGGCGCAGGAGCGGGGCGAGUCCCCGGGAAGGUCCUUCCCCGAAAGCCACCGGCGCCGAAAGCCCGCUGCCCCUCCCUGACCUGGGGCCUGGGCAGCCGGGGUGACUCCCGGCUCCCUUCUCCCCACGGGUGACUGACGGAGGCUGACGGCGCUCCUGCCCCGGGACCUGCCAGCCCCGGUGAGAUGCUCAGAAACCCCCUCCUCCCUCCGCCCUGGGCGGGGCCGGUCUCCCCUGGAAGAUGCAGGAGCCCCGGAGGCAGGGCCGCUGUUGCCGGGGAGGGAGCCGCCCGCUCCCCGCGGCUGUGGGUUUGGGAUGAAUCCGCUUUCCCCGUCGGGAGGUUUCUGGCAGCGACCCUGGCCUCUGGCUUCUGCUGGUCAGACGGUCAGCGGCUCCUCCUCCCGCCCGGCAGCUGGGGCCACAGAGCCCCGAACCGAACUGUGAGCCGGCUCCGAGCUCCUGGUCCCGCCUUCCCUGCUCCCAGGCGGCCCCGGCUCCUCCGCCCUGCUGACCUUGGGCUCCGGAGUCCCAGCUUGAGCGGACACCGAGGGGACUUACUUUUUAAAAAUUGACUUUAAAGAGAAGGGGACGGAGAGAGAGACAUCAAGUUGCUGUGCCACUUACGGGUGCAUUCACCGACUGGUUCCUGUGCCUGGGCUGGGGAUCGAAUCCAACCCUCCCCUGUCAGGGACAACACUCCACCAACUGAGCUACCGGUUAGAGCAGGGACUUCUUUUUUUUUUUUUUGUUUCCUGUGACACGCUUAU
This is a messenger RNA of Myotis lucifugus (little brown bat), 2202 nucleotides long. It is a transcript of the gene ZNF446, whose product is annotated as zinc finger protein 446. NCBI's taxonomy places the organism in Eukaryota, Metazoa, Chordata, Mammalia, Chiroptera, Vespertilionidae. The record is from RefSeq and is a predicted model, not a curated record. The transcript is spliced from 7 exons. The coding region runs from base 66 to 1346 and encodes 426 amino acids. Gene Ontology annotation, biological process: regulation of DNA-templated transcription.